Thunnus maccoyii (southern bluefin tuna) is the source of this 2111-nucleotide messenger RNA. RefSeq names its product nuclear factor 7, ovary-like. The record is from RefSeq and is a predicted model, not a curated record. Lineage: Eukaryota; Metazoa; Chordata; Actinopteri; Scombriformes; Scombridae. Bases 127 to 1548 code for a protein of 473 amino acids. The transcript has 2 exons. Gene Ontology annotation, molecular function: zinc ion binding.
AUCAAAACUUGGAAUGACAACUAAAGUGGGUGACAGCUUUAAGUGAUAGGGUGUGGCUUUCUGGGGAAAGUGAAACUUAAAAAUUGCCGAGUCAGUGGCAAUCAGAGCAAAGGAGGAGAAUGAGCUAUGGCGUCUGUUUCUUGCUCAGAGGAUUUGAGUUGCUCUAUUUGUCUGACUAUCUUCACUGAUCCUGUUACUCUUCUCUGCGGCCACUCUUUCUGCAGAACAUGUAUUACAGAAAUUCUGAACUCACAGCAUCAGUGCCCACAGUGUCGGACAGGGACGUCGAUUCUCGCAGAAUCCAUUCAAACAAACCAUAUAUUGAAAAGCCUCGCUGAAAAGACUAAAGAAGCUGAGAAGAUGGAGAAAGAGCACAGAAGUGAGAGAGCAGAGGUGGAUGAGUGGUUGUGCUCUGAACACGAUGAAAAGCUGAAACUGUUCUGCGUCACAGAUCAGCAGUUAACUUGUAUCAUAUGCCGCGAUGGGGAGAGGCAUGAAGGACACAAGUUCAAACCAGUCAAAGAAGCAGCUGCAUCUCUGAGGCAGGAGAUGGAAAAGGGUAUAGAGAACCUUCCUGCUGAUAUCCAUGCCAUAGAGAGCCAAGCCAACUCACAAAGGGAAGAAAUAACAAAAACCAAGGAGGAGUCUCAUCAGCUGAUGACCCAAAUCUGCAGCCAGUUUGAGGAGAUGCACCAGUUUCUGAGGAAGAGAGAAGAUGAGAUCAAGGAAGACCUGAAACACAAAGAGGAAGACGCUGUUGAGAAAAUGAGCAGGAGAUUAAAUGCUAUAGAAACAGCUUUGUCUGAGAGCAGAGAGCUGGAGGGAAAGGUGACAUCGGUUCUGAAUAUUACCGACCCUGAGAGGUUCUUAAAGAGCUGGACUGAGAGUUACAGCAGGACUCCAGAAGAUUUAUUCAGGCCCAGAGCAGAUGAUCUCAAAGUGGUGAAUACAUCUCUCUCUCUGGGGCCUUAUGAAAGUCACCUGCAGUUCUUCAUGUGGAAGGAGAUGCUUCAGGUGAUCCAACCCCGAGAAGAAAAGCUGUCACUCAAAAGCAACAGUGCGACUAUAACUGUGUCUGAUGAUGGGAGAAGUUUGUUAUGUACCAACCAACAAACGAACCAAUAUAACUAUUAUGAAGAUUAUGAAUACAGCCAACUCUACACAUCUCAAAGACAGCGUUUCAAAAAGUCUCCCUUAAGCACAGACCAUGCAUUCAGUGUCAACGAGUUCAUCUCAGGGCAGCAUUACUGGGAAGUCGAGGUUGGACAAAGGAAGUAUUGGGAACUGGGGGUAAAAGAUAAUUUCCUAAAAUAUGAUGGCAAAAAAUAUACCACCUGCAGUCGAAAUAAAAUCACAGAGCUAACAUUUGGAGGCAGACCUCGAAAGAUUGGGAUUUACCUAAACUGCCCAUCCGAGAAGGUCUCCUUCUAUGAUGCAGACAACAUGUCACAUAUUCACACUAUGAGCUCUGAUCUCAUGCCCAUGCCGGUGUCGGCAUAUUUUAAAGUGGCAGCAGAUCCUAACCGCCUGACAGUGUGCUGCUACUGAGGUGCAGGAUGAAUAAUGAGCCAACAGGAAAUCAUUGAGCCCUGGAAUAAACAAACAAACAAACAGCCACGAUAAAUAUCAUACUGAUUGUUGUGUAACAAUAGCCAUCUUAUCUAUUUACUUUUCAUCAGAAUUUUGCUUGUUUAUCUUUUUUGUUCUCUUAAACUCAUCUUUGUUUCAAUAUAUUGUUUUAUGUUGCUAUUACUUCCCUGCAUGAGGUUUGAGCAAGCUACUGUAUAUUGUAUGAGGUGCAAUAGUAGUGAUAGUGGUGGGGGGGUUAACAAUUAAUAUAACCGUGUAACAUAAUAAACCACAAUUUACAAUAGAAGAAAGACAUGCAUUAGAUUAUAUUUUAUUGUUCCUCAGCUGGGCAGUUUUGUUAAAAUAUGGAAAAAUGUUUGCAAACUCAUGUUGUACUGAUUCAUUGAUCUAUGUAGUGUUUUGAUUUUUGGUGGUGGAUCUGCUCUGUUAUUUACAUUUCAUCUAAUCAUGUUUUGUGCCUUUUUAGCAAGAAAGUAUUGUAAGCAAAACAAAUCAAAUAAUAAACAAAACAAAGUUGUUUC